AUGCCCGUGGGUCCUGUUCCCUCCACCCCCUCUGCUGAGGCCUCAGUCCUCCCAGACCUGCUAGAGUGGACCCCAGACUUCCAGGAGACCCCAGGGGGCAGGAGAGGGGAGAAUGCUGGAAAAGUUAGGGGGGAAGGGAGAGGGCUGGGCCAGGAGUCACCUGGGCAGGCUGGGGGUCCUGGCCCAGGCGGACCCGGUGAUCAUCUAGUUAGUGGGGGAGGGGCCCGCCAGGGGUGGGGGCCCAGGGCAGCCCCUCCAGGGCCAGACAAUGUGUCUUCCUCAGGAGUCCCAGCAACAGAGGGGCCUACCAGUGAGGUCACAGAGCUCCGUCGUGCCGUUGGGGAAGAGAGCCAGGAGACUCUGAUGAUGAAUUUUGACCAGAAGGCAGUGAAAUUCCUGGCAAAUUUUUACAUCAAUGGAGGCAAACACUGGACCCAUGGCCACCUGAGGCAGACACAACCAGAGCCCACCCAGCCCAAGGCAUCUGUGCUGUUGUUGGGCCCGGAGCCGGGGAUGGCCUGGGAUGAGACACAGCCCCCAAAGAUGAAGGAGAUCCCAGCUGGCCUCAGGUUACAGACGGGCACCCCCCAGGAGUCCCUGCCCACCUACACCCAGACCCUGAGGGAACUGUUGCUGGAGCAACGCCCCCUGAUCACAGCUGACCUGGAAGUCCCCAGCCCCACCAGGUACCAGGUGCCGAGCCCGUCCGUACGAGAGUCCUCCCCACACCCCCACUACAGCAUCGGCUGCAAGCACCAGGGCCGAGAGGGCGGUGGCCGCAGGGCAUGGCAGACUUUGUGGUUCCAGAGCGAAAGCCCCUUCACGCAGAAAGCUGACUUCGACCAAGAGCAAAAGUGGCCCUCGCCAGCCCACUACCAGCUGCUCAGCCGGCCCGCCUUCCCCGCCUUCAGCUUCAGAGGCCGCCACUCCGCUUCCAAGACACCUGAAGGCCGCACCCACCUAGGGCUGCCUGGGGCUAGGGGGCUGGGCCUCAGGGUGCAGCCCCAGUCCCUGCUUCAGGCCUCUUUGCAGGCACCUGGCAAGAGAUGCCCUGGCCCCAACACCUACAAUAUCCUCCCUGGGAGCCGCCUGCAGAGCCCCCGCUCGCCGGCCUUCUCGAUGAGCCGCUCCCCUGCGUUCACCUCCUGGCUCAGCACCUUUGGGGCUGCUACCUGGGUGGGACUCCCAGCCUUCUCUUUCGGCAGCCCGAACCCCUGGCCCAGCCGCCUACCACGUGGAGGACUGCUACAACUCACGCUUCCCUUCGGUGCCUGGCGUGGUCAUCCAGGGUGUGCGCAGACCCAAGCGCCACGACACAGGCCCCUUCUGCACGCUCUAGAGCCAGCUGGGCACAACCUGCUUGGCCCAGCCACCGAGUGGAACCAUGGCCUCCCCCGGGGCUUUCCCAGGCCUCCCCUGGGACUUGGGGCCCCAGUCUGGCCUUCUGACCCUCUGGGCACCCCAAUGCACCCUUCUGGCUGGCCAACCCUUCUAUGGGCUGUGGACAAGGCUGGCCCAGCCUGGAUCCCCCAUCUGCCCAUCUCCCUGCUACACAGAGAUGCUGUUGGUUCUCCCGAGCUCUGUGGUGUGCAGUUGUCUGUCCUUCACCCGGGGGCGGUCCUAGAGAUAUGGCUGCAGCUGGGUCACUUCCGGCUUUCCCUGUUGAGGGGUCUCCAUUCAGCUGCCCUUGAAGGGUACUCUCUUCUCUAGGGUGGCAGCCUGUGACUGACCCUGAGCUCUAGCCUGGAGCGAGAUGGGAGGUGGGCUCUGUGGGACACCCCCACCCAGCCGUGUCACUCAGGGGCCUGGUCCAGCUGCUGUCCACCUGAGGGUCAGCCGCUUGCCGAGUCAGGGAACUGGGAAGGAGGCGUCAAAUGCCCUGAGCCGCCACCUCCAGGUGGGGUCGGCCUGGCCAGACCUCAGGAAGGGCCCAGGGAUCUGCUCACCAGGGCCCAGCCCCACUUCCCCUAGGCCUUGAGCUGAAGACCUGGCUGGGCUUAGUCACCUGUGCCCUGAAAACUCUGGCCCAGGGCCCUGCAGACUCCACUCCCCGGGCCUUCACCUGCUGGGACCCUGCACUGCCCCUGCCUGCAAGUUCGCCUGGCUGGGGCCUCCCUUGUCAUCACUGGCCUGCCCUCCUACCCAGGGUCGGGCCCCAAGGCUGCCACCUUGCAGGAGCCUUACCUGCGGUGCCGUCACCCGCACCUCCCCAGGUCCUCCCCAGACCAGGCCCAGAGCUCAACCCCUUCAAAAAGGCUCUGGGCAGCUGCUUCUGUGGCCUCAGCACCACCCCCUUUCUCAGAGAGGAAUCCCAGGCUCAGGAUUGUGUGUGUGCUGUGACCCUUGUCCUCCUCUGCCACCGAACCAGCUGGGGGUUGGAUCAAGGCACUGGAACCCUCGCCCUUGGGCUGACCAACUUGGCCAGCGGCAGGAGAGCUGUGGUAGCCAUGGCCUUGGGAGCUCGGCCCGGCUUGUGGGUAUAGGAGCUCUGCUCACGGCUGCACGACCAGGCACCCCUGGUGAGACCCAAAGCUAGGAGUGGGAGCGGCAGGAAAGAUGGAGCGAUCUCCUCCAGCUGGGCUGAGGAGGGAGGGCUUCCUGGAGGAGGUGGUGGAGGAAGAAGCCUUCAAGGAAGAGCAAGAGUUUGCUGGGCAGCGGGAAAGAAAUUUCUAGAGAAAAUUUCAGCAGCGGAGACCGAAAAGAGAGAGGGUGUGUGUAGGGGGCUUGGCGCGGCACAGCCUGCGGGAGGGCGGCGGGCUGGAGAGGCGGGGAGGCCCGGGGAGCCCACCCGCCUGGGAUAAGGGACACUGUGGA
Pan troglodytes (chimpanzee) is the source of this 2814-nucleotide messenger RNA. RefSeq names its product sperm-tail PG-rich repeat containing 3 (gene STPG3). NCBI's taxonomy places the organism in Eukaryota, Metazoa, Chordata, Mammalia, Primates, Hominidae. The transcript has 6 exons. Gene Ontology annotation, cellular component: cytoskeleton. The coding region runs from base 1 to 1710 and encodes 569 amino acids. The record is from RefSeq and is a predicted model, not a curated record.